CAAAGACAUGAGGCGAGGGUGCCCUUGUUCCUUUCUGGACAUUCGUUUCAUUGUUAAUGGGGUAGAACAGCAUAUUCAUCGGCAAACGGAGCAGAUAUCUCCAUAUUAUUGUUUCUUCAAGAGCCUAGCUCAAAUUUAGAAACCCGGAAGACCGCAACGAGCCCUCCGCGAAGGAUUUACCUUCCGUUUUGCUCUUCCUUAAAAGACUUCCUCUUCUGGGUGCAUUGUAUUCGAAUUCUCAGGUGGCCGAAGAUACUGCCUCUUCAACUAAAAAGCACAAUCCCUCUUGCCUGCGCUCACGAGUCAUGUCUGCGCCCAUACCUGUCCCCUCGCCGUUACCCCAGGAGCUCCUCGACGCCAUUAUUGAUGAGGUGCAGUACGACUUUUCAACGCUGAUCUCUUUGAACAAUGCCUCUCGGUGCUGCGCUAGGGCCCGUAUCUAUCUCUACCGCGCCAUAGAUCUCAGAGAACCCAGUAGGGCGAUGCAGUUCUUCCAUCUUUGCGCCACGAAUAAUCAGAUCAAGUCUUGCGUUCGAUCUAUCUAUAUCGAGACUUGGACUGUAGUCGAUUAUACCGAAUUCCACCAUAUACUCGAAGAUCUCACAGAGGUGCGGGAUCUGACCAUCUCUGGGGAAUAUGAAUGCAUACCGCCGGGCCUCCGCGGUGUGUUCAUGUCAUACAAUCUUUCCACCUUGACUCUGCAGGAAAUGGAAUUUGAUUAUGCGGACCUGCAAACCUUCGUCAAGCCAUAUCCGAAUUUACGAUGGUUUAGGGCUUACGAUGUCAGCUUGAGUGAGGAAGAACAGGUUGCACCAAAUGCAGCUGAAACGGGCCUGCGCUCUUUGGAAUCCUUGUCUCUAUCUCAGACAGAUUUCUUCACCAAAGCUGUAAAGCGCACAGACCAUGGGAUUCCGUUCAUCUUAGCCAAUAUUCGACGCUUGUUCUUGAGGGAUACUAUGGACAACCUUAACGAUCUUCAACGGGUGCUGAAUGUCGUGCAUCAGCCGCUGAAGGAAUUGUAUCUUUCUGAGCCGUCCAUUCUAUUCGGCGGCGCAGAUGUCCCAACCUUGGAUCUUACGAAGAUCUCCACCCUCACCCUCGAAGUCGCAGUCGCCGACGGACCUGGAGCAAUACAGUGGUUGAUCUAUCACUUUUCCUCUCGACCCUUGGAUAAAGUCUGUACCACUGAGAUCAAUUUCGUUCUGACAGUCACAGAAGAAUGGCACGACGAGAUGAACCAUGAUCCUGUACAGGCCGACUUUCGAAGACGACAAUUUCAGGCCGCAUGGGAUGCAUUAGAGGUUCUUCUCAUUGUGCAUCCGAUGCCGACGGUAGAAGGGGUGAGGAUAAUCAUGAGCAACCAGUACAACAUGAGGAAGAGCGAUUUUAUUGUAAUAGCUCGAGCGCUAAGCGAGGCGUGGUUGCAAUCCCCUCUUCGACGCUUGGCGAAUGCAGGAAGGACGCUCAUUAAAGUGGGCGUCAUCUUUAGAGAAGUUGAAAAGCAGCCUAUUGUCCCUAGAUCUGACGGAACGUAUGCAUGGGAGGAGUCUCUGGCGUGAAGAGGCAUGUCAUUCACGCCGCCGUUCUGUUAUGUUGCAAAAAAGCCUUGAUCUCCUGGAUGUUGGAAAUGAGGGGAUCAGAACGCAGUGAGCGUAUAGUCAAGGGUAGCCACGAAGCUGUAUUUAAAGGCCACAUCAAGCUAUCUCCAUUAGGUUUCGACCACGGCAUGGAACUC
Molecule: messenger RNA, 1735 nt
Organism: Guyanagaster necrorhizus
Lineage: Eukaryota; Fungi; Basidiomycota; Agaricomycetes; Agaricales; Physalacriaceae
Exons: 5
Coding region: 306-1559 (417 amino acids)
Source: RefSeq, a predicted model, not a curated record